AAUAAUCGAUUAUUUUUUUACGAUCGACGAUCGCAGAAAUGAAACAGCGUUAGGGCUAACGCAUAUUUUCCACCUCGUGCAAACAGUUUCUCCGGUCUGUGUUAUACUUGACUGAUCACUAAAUCAUAAAUAGCGGCGAGACGCGAAAUUUUUCGUUAGUCCGCUAUGGAUUCGUGGAGUGCGAAGGCUUUCGUCGUUUUCCUUGUUUUGACAUCGCGUAGAAAUGUUCAACCGCAGCCUCAAAGCUUCAACAACAAAAGGAUCGUUAUUGAUUUUAAUAAUGGUAUCAUCACGAUCAAUAAUCAGCUCUCCGUGUCGAGCACCAAGCAAAUGGAGAGGAUAGCCGGUGGGAGUUACGCGAAUGAAGGUCAAUUUCCGUUCAUGGCCGUGGUGCAUCGAUUGAUCGAUGGUAGAAGAGUUGCUCAGUGCGGCGGUACCAUCAUUUCGGAGAGAUGGGUGCUGACCGCGGGUCACUGCAUCGCCAAGUUCCCGCAAAGGUUCUUCGUGGUAUUCGGAAUCGUCGACAAGACCGGGAUCGGUUACAACGUGAACCGGGGACCCGGAGUCUCGAUGAUGACAACGCGGGCUUACGUCCAUCCCAGCUAUUUCUUCAGCAAGAACGACAUCGGAUUGUUGCACAUGCCGCAAGAUAUUCCCUUCUCAGAAAAAAUUCAACCGAUAUAUCUGGCCGGCCCGAAGGAGGGUAAAGUCAUGGCCGACACGAUGGCCUACGUGGUUGGAUGGGGCCGCGAUGGUUUCAGUCCCAGAGGCACCAAAAGACUCAAGUACGCCCUAAUGCCGUUAAUUUCGAAACGCAAGUGUGUCUCAUACUGGAGAGUGGACUACAGAAAUAUAUGCACGGAACCGGGACACGGGAAAAACGCGUGCCAGGGCGACAGUGGGGGUCCUCUUUUUGUAAUGAGGGACGAUCGACCGCUGCAAAUCGGUAUCGUUAGCUACGGAGACGCAAACUGUCCGAGCGGCAGACCCGGAGUGUACACCAGAGUGGCGGCGUUUGCAGAAUGGAUCCAACGUGUCACCGGAAUGGAAUUCGAAUAA
Molecule: messenger RNA, 1059 nt
Organism: Temnothorax curvispinosus
Lineage: Eukaryota; Metazoa; Arthropoda; Insecta; Hymenoptera; Formicidae
Product: chymotrypsin-2-like
Exons: 4
Coding region: 166-1059 (297 amino acids)
Biological process (GO): proteolysis
Molecular function (GO): serine-type endopeptidase activity
Source: RefSeq, a predicted model, not a curated record